This is a messenger RNA of Oppiella nova, 551 nucleotides long. The record is from the annotation of a GenBank genome assembly. NCBI's taxonomy places the organism in Eukaryota, Metazoa, Arthropoda, Arachnida, Sarcoptiformes, Oppiidae.
UAAAUUCUAACUUAAAAUGCCUACAAUUCCGGUGAAUGCCUACACACACAGAGGGGGUGUCGAAUGGGGGGCACCUGGAGGUGGUGAGCGCCGGGAACCUGUCGUGCUAUACGUGCUCCACAAUCGACGACAUCCGAUGCAAAGUGAUUAACGAAACCUAUUAUUACAGUAACUAUAAGUACAGCACUUAUAACACACGGCUGUAUGGGUCGGAGUGCGGGCCGGGAGAGACCUACUGCGCCGUCCAGCGACUGGACGCGAAGAUCAACCUGUCGUCCGUCGACUACAAAUUCUGGGCCAUUCAACGCAAGUGCGUCCAACACUGUCAGGACGGGUGCUUCGUGCUCGGCGAGAGGACUAAACUGAGUCUAUGCACGACGUGCUGUACAACCAAUUACUGCAAUGUAGGCAACACUGGCACCGAACCCAUGAUAAUCAAUACAUUCAAUGACUUGGAGUACAAUGAGAUGAGUGGGAUAUUCCUCGAGAGCCGUCUCGCAAAGAGCGAGCGCUUCGUUGUACUGCUUGAGAGCCGACAGACAGAGGAUUAG